AUGAGCCAAGUGAACCAAUCUAAACAUCCCGGGGAUGACAUCAUUCCGGAUGCCCCCAUGAUGUUCAACGAGUACCGCACCAUGCAGGCUCCAGCUGAAGAAAUAUUUCCCUGGGUCGUUCAGCUCGGAAAAUCGCGCGGCGGGUGGUACCUCCCCAAGCGAUGGGAACGAGUUCUACCAAAAUCCUGGGCUGGGGCUCGUACCAUCAAGCCUGAAUUCCAAGAGUUGAAAAUCGGCGACAGAGUUCCUGACUACGGCCUGAGUAAGGAUGAUUCGUUCAAUGUUGUCAGCAUAAAUCCUCCCCGUUCGCUUGUCUACACGAGCAUUCGAUACGGUACGAGGAUCACGUGGGCCAUUCUCCUCCACGAGUCCAACAUCGAAGGCACAGAUGGAUCCAGGGUGGAAACCACGGUACAUCUCCGGCUCCGUGCCGGUAUCACCUCUAAGGGGGUCGUGAAACGAAUGAUCAUUUGGGCCGCAGGCAAAUUCGACCACGCGACAACAGUGCCGAUGCUAGCUGGGCUGGCGGAGCGCGUUGAGAAGGAUCAUACAGAUUAG
Colletotrichum gloeosporioides is the source of this 558-nucleotide messenger RNA. RefSeq lists its product as uncharacterized. Lineage: Eukaryota; Fungi; Ascomycota; Sordariomycetes; Glomerellales; Glomerellaceae. The transcript has a single exon. The record is from RefSeq and is a predicted model, not a curated record. Bases 1 to 558 code for a protein of 185 amino acids.